Truncatella angustata is the source of this 614-nucleotide messenger RNA. RefSeq lists its product as uncharacterized. The coding region runs from base 192 to 587 and encodes 131 amino acids. Lineage: Eukaryota; Fungi; Ascomycota; Sordariomycetes; Amphisphaeriales; Sporocadaceae. The transcript is spliced from 3 exons. The record is from RefSeq and is a predicted model, not a curated record.
UCGCGUUAUUCCGCAUGUGGUUAGAAAUCUUCAGGAAUUCCGACGACAGGGUCAAAAACAACAAAACUGCAGUGCCUCCUGAGUGGUUUUCUCCUUUCGACCACACCAUUCCAUCAUGGGCAGACCCGAAUAACGCAUUAGAGCAAGCACAUAAGACUUAUAUUUUAAGAAGUCUUGACCCCAUUUGAGAGAUGCCUUUGAGACAACUGAAGAGGUCGGAGGAACAGGGCUGCCCAGUCAAGUUGAUUGUGUGUAUCGGAGGGUUUGCUUGUUCGCCCUCGUCGAGAAACUUCUUGUCACGCAGACGGGCCGAACACGAGCAGCAGAGCGGCAAUACCCUGUAUUUCACGAUUGCUAAGAACACGGAAGAGCAGCUCUGUAGACUGAGGAAUUAUGCCCAGUCCUUCAUUCGUAUCAUUCGGCACUGUGCUACGAGCGGUAGACACGCAUGGCGGCCCUCUGAGGGCUUCUCGCGCUGUAAUGACGGUGUUCUCACACAUGAGCUCGAAGGAGACUGGGACGAGUAUGCGAAGGCAAACAAGAAAUUAAUGAAGACUAGUAAGUCCACUGGUGAGCGUUGGGUAUAGAAAGUGAUGGAAUGGAUUACCCAGAAG